AUGAUCUGCUUGUUUCUGUGUUUUAGGAUUGCAGCAAGAUGUCUGCAAACAGAAAAAUGAGAGAUGUUGACCUCAACCCAUGUAUGGAGGAAAGUGAUGCUUCAGCAAAGUGCUUGGAUGUGAAUUUGUACCAAAAAGAUAUGUGUACCUCAUACUUUAUCCGAUACAAACAGUGCAGGAAGUUCUGGGUAAGUAUAAAACUUUGA
Messenger RNA from Pseudophryne corroboree (corroboree frog), 206 nucleotides. Its product is annotated as coiled-coil-helix-coiled-coil-helix domain-containing protein 7-like. The coding region runs from base 39 to 206 and encodes 55 amino acids. The transcript is spliced from 2 exons. Gene Ontology annotation, cellular component: mitochondrion. NCBI's taxonomy places the organism in Eukaryota, Metazoa, Chordata, Amphibia, Anura, Myobatrachidae. The record is from RefSeq and is a predicted model, not a curated record. Gene Ontology annotation, biological process: mitochondrial respiratory chain complex assembly.